Amoebophrya sp. A25 is the source of this 558-nucleotide messenger RNA. The record is from the annotation of a GenBank genome assembly. NCBI's taxonomy places the organism in Eukaryota, Dinophyceae, Syndiniales, Amoebophryaceae.
AGCAAGAAGGAGCAGUAGCUUGGAAUGGCUCGUCGCCCCCUCGACGGACAAAAAGCGUGUCUUUCGAUGCCUCCAGCAACGAAGUUCGAGAAUACACACCAACGCCAACCCCUAACUACUACGCGCCAGACGAAGACGAUGAGGAAGACUUUAUGAGAUUUCAUGCACUACAACUGCAUAUCCUACUAAUCAAGCAGUUCAUCUUCCUUUAUGAGAGUCACAGUCAUCUUUUUCGAAGUCAGUUGAGAAUGUUUCUAUUUAUGGUCGAUAAAAAGAUAGACCGGCAGAAUUGAUGAGGCAUCCUGACAUGACAUCAUGACAAGAUAUUCGAUGAAAAAAAGGGAAGGCAUGCAGCUUCAGCAGCUAGAUAAUCAACACAAAGCUUUUCUCUAAUAUGUUGGCUCUAUGUGCCGACGAGCUUGGAAAUAUGCGCAUCUCCCACCAGGAGGACAAGGUUGUAGGUCCUGAAGUCGAUCGAGCGAAUGCGAGCUCUAGCAGUUCUCAGCAUGUUCAUGUUCUGAGCGAAAUCGUGGCCUUCCUGGGAAGUACUGAACACGA